AUGCGCCUAGCAUUAACCGUGGGUACCACAUCAAAUAAAUAAUAUUUGUUGUUCUGAGCCUGCUUUUUAUGCAAACCAAUUUUUAGCGUUAGCUAGAAAAAAAAACAACGGUUUAUUCAUCAGUGAGACAGAACCAGCGAAAUAUUUUUGUCUAUUUAAAUUCGUGUUGUAUUAUCAUAACACACGACUCGUCCAUCCAUCCAAUGACACACUGUCGACUAGUCUACAGUCAGCCUAGCCCUAGGAUUGAGAAAGUCGUACGUAAAAAAAGUCAAUAUGAUUAUCCAUACUUAUAGUACUAAUGCAUGUGAUUUAAUAUUUGAAGAAAAUAAUUAUUUAAAAUAGGUCUGUAUGUCAGCAGGACUAUUAUAAUUAAGGUAUUUAAUUAAGUAAAAGUCAAUGCUGCCUCUAAGAGAGUAAGAGUCAACUGCCAUCCAGCCUGAUUCUUCUACUCUAGUACUAGUACUCUAGGUCUAGUUCUAGACUCCAGUUAUAAAAAAAAUACUAUUACCACUACUAGUGAACUCUACCUAAUACGCUCUGGAUGUAGGUCAUACUGCUUUUUAGGUAAAUUUACACAUUCUGUGCCACUUAUUUCCCCACUGCCGUUGCCAUGUCCCAUCAACCAAGACGUUGGCUGUGUAAAAACACGUCUGCUAUCAUGGGAAGAGGAAAGAGAGAAUGCUGUUUUAGCCAAUUACAGAGAGAAAAGAAAAUAGGAACAAAAUGAUAAAAUUGAAUUAAAUAAUUUAAGUCAGUACAUUUAAUUUGGUUGCAAAUGUUACUGUAGCAACUUUAUUGUAUCCCUCUAGAUUGCCGCAAGAAGUCUCAAUGACCUGCGGCCCGCCGCCCCCUUGACAUAAUGACAUUUUCUCAUUCACCUGUUAAAGCUUUUCUCCACCCUCUCCUCAUUACGACCACUCGCAGUGGACUUAAUUGUCUUUUCUGUUCUUUUUUGCCUGAAUUUAAUCUCCCACCUACGACUUAUAGUUAUGAUCUGUCACAUUCUUCUUGCUAUCCUCUCGGAUACUUACGUCAUUAUAGCUAAGUGUUAUUUUUAUUUAUUUCCGUUGUUACUGUUGGUUGUUUGCUGAUGAAGGCUUCUUGGCAACACAUUCGUUGUUUUGUUGUGUUCUUUUUUUUUCAGGUUUUCCCGUACUUUGUUUCAUUCUUUUCCAUUAUUAAUGAGCCUAAGAGUAAGGCCUAACUUAGUAGGUGUAUUUGAAGGCUAAAAUUAAUAACACUUUGAGUACUAGUACACAGCUGAGGGGAAUUCUUCUUUUGAGAUAACAUGGUCAUUUUAAACUCAGACCAUUGCCUGUAAGACCACAGUCCUUAGUAGUUUGUUAGAAGGUUCCCAGAACUUUUUGUACAUCUCUGUCAUACAUGGCCAUAGGUGACAGCAGAUAAAUUCCAGAUGAGGGCAAAACAUCAGGGUGUGGACAUCAGUUCCUCCAAGCCAAAAUGAGCAGUGUCACCAAUGCAGUCCUUAACUUGGAAAUUUGUGAUUUGGCUUCUCCCAUCUAUCUUGUUUAAGCAUCUUGUUGCGGGGUACAGAAAUGCUUCUAUAUUCAGGUUUCCCUUUUUUAUUUCCACUGGGGCUUCAGUCUUCUUGUAAUAGGUGGUAGUGUGUGGAUGAUGAACCAUGGCUGCUCCUUCAUCAGGUUGUUGUUUUUAUAACUGGCUGUUAUUCACUACAACAUUAAGUUAUUUUAUUUGUUAAAAAAUUGACUCAAUUGUCAUUUAUCUUUGCAGCUUUGCAACUGUCUCUUCCUUGUUUGCUAUGCUCAUUUCACAUAAUUCUUAGUUUGAUUUUGUUGACUGCCUAGUUACCUCCAAAUUCUGAAGCCCAAUUUUUUUUCCCUUUCAUUAACUUGGGUUUUCUUCUAUUUGCCAUUUGCUGAAGACUAUUUUUGUUCUAUAUUUCAAACUUUCUCAUAUCUUGUUAUAAAUGUUUUGUUAAUAAAUAGUUUUGUUUUAAAGAAAGAAACACUCAUUUAAAUGCUCAUUUAAAUCGCUCAAUAGGAACAAAAAUCAAUACUUAUUAAAUUUAAUUUUUAUAAAUUUAGAAUAAUAGUAUCUAUUUUGCCAUCUAGAGAUUAUUAGAGAUUUUUUUAAAACUCAAUAAGUGUACUAUCUGAUUUAUUUACUAUGAUUUAAAGUGUAUUCUCAUCUAGGCUAGUGGUCAUUAGUCAAAAGAGCCAAAAAUCAGCAGCAGCAGGGCAAUUAAAAUGUUUUUGAGAGUCAAAUUUCUUGUCAGAACCAUGUUUUUCGGAGUCAAAACCGAUUUAUGGCAGACUGGCCGAGCCGCACUCAGGUUGCCAAAGAGCUGCAUGUGGCUCAAGAGCCCCGAUUUGUCGACCACUAACCUAGGGUUAGCUGCAAGACUUUGUGAUUGCCCACUUAGGGCUAAUUUGUUUUAAUUUUGUAUUUUAGUAGCUUAUUAUAUAGUUCAAUUAUAACAGCAAAUCUAACACAAUUAUUAUUAUUGUUAUUUUUCUUUACUGCUAUAUUCACAAAAUGAUGUUUUCAUGAAUUGACACACUGGCUGAUUAUCUAGGCCUUGAUAAUGUUUAAGAGGUAUACUUGUUAUAUGAAAUCCAUUAAAACGUGCAAACGAAAAUUAUCGCUUAUAACGCAAUCGGCGUAUAUUGCAAAAUCUUAACUUUAAAAAUAAAAAGCCCUAAAAUUCCAUGUCUGCGUUGGACGCAGUCUAUUAAUCUUGUUCCAUAACAUAAUUAGUAUGUUUAGAAUUAACUAAAUAAAUUUUUAUUUUAAAAUUAAUAUGCUAAAAUCCUUAAAAUAUUAUAUUUUUUAAAAUGAGCUGUGGUCUUAUCUAUACAACUGUGCUGAUAUCCUGUAAAAGUGGCACUGCUUACCAUACUGGUGUUGUGCACAGAUAUGAUGCACGCUCGGUUAUGGAAUGAGCGUGGCCAAAAAAGAUUUGGUUGUGUUAUUUGUACACAGUUCAUUAAAAAAUUGCGUACACUGGCAUUUAUUUGUGAUUCCAUAUUUUUGGAUAGCAUUUUUUACCCUAAAUUUCUGUCAUUAUUUACAGUAAUAUACCUUAAUUAUAAGGACUUUUAACAAUUUUAAUUUUCAACAUGUUCAUAUUUGGCUAUUAUCUAUUACUGAAGUCCUAAUAAAUUUCUUUUUGUUUUGUUUUUCAGAAUAUAUUUUCAAGGAAGCUUUCUUAAAUAAUCAUGGGAUUUUCAUUAUUUCAACUAAAGUUGCAUCAAGAUAUACUUACCUCUAAAUGAAACAGAUAUUUAUGAUGCUUGAUGACUUGAUGUGUGACAUAUAUUUAAUAUAAUAUAUCAGCACCCUUAAGUUGUUAUUUGAAAGUACAUUUUCUUUUUAGAAUAUAAAAAAAACAAAUAUAUAAUGUCUUCAGCCCCUUUAUCUAACCGCAAUCGACCUCGAAAUAGACCCAAUACAAACAUGCCAAACAGGUGAGUCGAUAUGAAUUAGUGUAACAAAAUUAUGUAAAUUUGUAAACUGAAUUUUUCUAGCUUUGCUUACUUUUGAGUUAACCAACUAUUACUUUAAAAAUUUAAUGAGAAUAUGAAAGUAGGCCUAUUUGUUGUGUUUAUUGAGGUUUUUUUUCUUCUUACUUAAUAAGCAACAGGAGUCAAUAUCAAAACAGCUUCAACAGUAGGAGGGAAACUCCUGAGCCUGAGGUAAUUUAGUCCCUUACCAUAUAAGCCUUUAUUCAAAGCUGCUUUUAUAGAUAUAUUUUGCAUAAUAUGUAUUACUUUUAAUUAUUGUAAUGUUGUCCUGACUGGAUGGACUGUUCUGUUCCAUUCAUGACACUUGUGACUUUAAUUCUACAUAAAUUAAUUUUAACCACGAUUUACAAAAUUAAUACAAAUAGUAAUUUUUUUUUUUUUGCUUGGAAAAUUUUCAAAAGAAGUUGAACAAUACUUCUAUUUGAAUGUUAUUUACAUGCCAGAUAAAAUUAAUUUAAAAAUCUCUUUAAACUAUAGUCCUCUUCACCUCCUGGAGUAUAUGCUGAUCCUCGAACGGCUAUGGUCCUUUGCAGUUUUAUGGUAAAUAAUGUUAAAAACAUCGUAUUAUAUGACUUGUAAUCUCAUAAAACCAUAUAUUGAAAUUUGAAGUAUAUCUAAUUAAAAAAGAAAAGAAUAACUUAAUUAGGCUUUUAAAAAACCAGUAACAUCCCUUUUUAUCACAAGAAGGGAUGUUUUGAAAUAUUUAUAAAAUUGUGUUUCUUCCCAUUGUGUUAAACCCCCAAAAGAACUUUCUUGAUAUCUUUCUGAGAUAAUUUGGCAGUACAUUUGACUUUUUUCAUCUUCUGCUUCAGAAAAAAUAGUUCACACUGUAAUUAACCUAAUUUAUUUAUUUGAAAGAUGGUUUUGGCAUCUAAGUCAAAAGGGGAAUAUAGCAACAAGUAGCUGCAGAAAAUGAAUAGUGUUAAUUUUUUUAUUUUAAUUCUAUUUAUUUGCAGGAAUUAACAUUUUUACAUUACUUUUGAAUCAAAAUAGUAGCUCCUUUGUAAAUUUGUAGGUUGUAUUUAAUGAACAUGUUUCUUAUUCACUUAGUCUUGUUAAACAUAUUGACUCACAUUUAUUUACCAAUAUGUAGGGAACUCGCACGACAGUAAAAACAAAAAAUGGCAGCACAUACAAAGGACAUACAACUGGCUUUUCUGAAAAGGUAUUAAAUCUUUUUUUUCUUGCAUUUUGUUUUGCUUGGCUAAGUUGAAAAAAAUGCUUUUGCCACACAUUAUUUCGUUGUCAAAGAAUGAAGAGAGUGCUUAUAUAGCUGCCCUGCAAUAAAACAUAUUACUCAUGCCUGCUAAAUUGCUCUGGUUAUAUGUUCAUUUUAAAGAAGUUCAUAUUUUUAAUGCCUGAAAACAUGGCAGUAAACGAAGUGGCAAAAUAACAACAUAUUUGAAAUUAUCUUCAUUAGCAAUUAUAGCUGUUGGAUCAUUUCUUAUGAUUCAAAUAAGCUUUUGAUCUCUCUUACGCCUCACAAAAAUGUAGGUGCUGCUGUGCAGCAUUUGCUUGACCUUGAUUUUGAUAGAAUUUAUUCAUAAUUUUGUCUUUAAAAAACUAGCCUGCCAUUUUGUGUGUGUGUAUUUAUCAGGAUGAGGCUCAAUUGUUACGUAAGUUGUAUGAGGUUUUGGUCCUUAACAAUAAAAAAUAAACAUGAAUUUUCAGGGUGAUAUAGCACUAUGUGAUGUAAAGCUGGACGAUGAGGACAAUUCUUUGAACCCAACCUUGCCUGGAAUCAUUAUUCACAAGGAGCGUUUUGUUGUAUGUAAAACUAAUGGGGUAGAUCUCAAAGGACUCUGUAGUGGUAAGAUUUCAAUCAUGUUAACCGACUUGUGUCUAAUCUACUUUAGUGAAAACUUGUUUUCCUGCCAACAGGGAAUAUCUUUAUUUAAAUUUUUUUUAUUCAGUACAAAAGUUAAGGAAAUGUUAUAAUAAUGAUUACAAGAAUUAAGGUUAUCUAGAGAAUAACCAUUAAAUUAUAUUUGGAUUUGACUAUAGCUGCAUUUCAAAAAAAAUAUUUGCGGACAGUCACCAUGGUCACUAUUGUCGGUUAAUAUUAUUAUCUACUGAUGUGUAAUAAUAUAGAUGAUAUUGUCUGUUUCAGGCAUAUCUUCAACUCUAACAUAAUCAAUAUUAUUUUCAACAUUAAUUUAAAUAAAUUCUACAUUGUUCUGUUCAGUUAUUUAAUCAUCUAAACUAGCAAUCUAUUAUACUUAGGGGCUUGUCAUAAAUGAGCUUGGAAAUAUUUGCUUGUCUUUAAACUCUCAUAACUUAUUAACAAAAGAAGGUAAAAGCAUGGAUUUCUCUUUUUAAAAAGAGCUUGAGUCGUGAGUGCAGCAGUAAAUUUUAGACAAAUGUAUGGGGGUUUAGUUUCUAGGUUGUCUUGAAGAGCAUCAUAUGCCACUAUGUGCCUGCCAUGCCACAUCCCAGCAUUGUAGGCAGGCGCUGGAAGGCAAAAGCAGGCGCUUAUGGCAGUGGAGGAUUGAAGCUGGGUUUUUUUUAGAUUAUAUAAUGAAAUUUUUAACUGAUUCAUUAUCUAAUUCACUGCUUUUGAAAUGACAUUGUAUCACCGUUUAAAAAAACCUAGAUUCAUUGAAGCAGAUUAGAUUAAAUUUUUAUGAAUAUUUUUUUCCAGCAUCAUCAGAUUUCAUAGACUCGGCAAUAGUUAAUAGAGCAAAUGGCAGCAAUGCUGAUGGAUCACUUCGGGAAUUGCAACCUUGGCAAGAUGAUGAUGCCUUAGAUAUAAAUCAAUCUCUUUCUCUUGAUGACUCGGUAAUGAUUCAUGAGCUUUAAAAGUUCUCUCUUAAAGAGACAUCGGUAGAAAUCUUGUAUAAAUUAAUGUUGACUUAAAUAAAAUAUUUGUAUCAAACCAAGAUUAGGAAGAUCUGGAAUUGGUACUAAGCAGAUAAAGUCCACCCCAUAGAAUCCUUGAUAUUCAUAACUUAGUCACAUUACCUAAUGGACAUGUGAUGUUUUUAUUUUCUAAUUGAUUACAGAAGGGAGGUUGGGAACCAACAGCCAUGUUUGCAGUGAAUACUGAAAAGUUUAAUGUACAAACCUCUUAUAAUGAGGCCAUGCCAGAAUACACGUAAGUAAAAAUUUAACUAUGAAUUAAACUUCAACAUUAGUUGUUUACAAAACGUCAUAAUUCAUUACUUUUUUUAAUGACCAUUUAAACAUUUAUUUCAGAACCAGACUUCCUGACCCUACUUCUGAAGGAUAUGAAGAGAGACAGAGAUUUGCACAAAAACAAGCUGAAGAGAUUGAACGCAGUGAAGCUUACCAAAAUAGGAUCGCUAAGGAGCUUUCAGAUGGAGAUGAAGAGGGCCGUUACUCAGCUGUACACAGAGGAGGAGAUUCACAGAAUAUUCAUCGUUCACUUGAUUCUAGCAACAGUGGGGGGAAAAACACGUAUGUAGUGAUAAAAAGGGUGCUUGUAAUUUGUGUACUUGUACACAAAUAAUAUAACAAACAGUUAAUAUUUUUUAAACUUUGUCAUGUUUUUAGCACAUUUUAUUUGAUAAAAAACAGAUGCUUGAUUUAAAUAUUACAGUGUUUGCAUCAAAUGUAAAAUUAUAUUACAUUUCAGAUAUACUAUUCCACCUUUAAGAAGUGACAGUGAAACAAAUACAAUGCGUAAUGGAGUCACAAGAAAUCAAGGGAGGACAUUACAGAGGCAGAAUUCACCUUACAACUCUUCUAGCCAACAGCAACAACAUUCACAUCAACAUUUACAAAACAGACAGCCAAUAAACAGUCAUUACCCACCACCAUCAGCAGGGUCACUCAGAAAUCAAGGGCCUCCAUCUGUGCAUCGACAACAGGCGCAGAAUCAUACUUCCCCAUCACACCCUCACCAGUACCAACAGCAGCCACCCCCACAACAUCAACCCAUGCAGUCACACACACAGCUGCCAACUCAGCAUCAAAGACCUGUACCACACCAGCAACCACCAAUAGUUUCUCCUACACAGCACACAAGCGCCAAGUCACAAACCCCUAUUCAUCAUCACUCAUCUUCACCAUCAAAUAUACAAUCUUCGUUGCAACAGCAGCCUCCCCCUUCUCAGCACCAGUUGCCCCAGAAAAUUAGUCCACCUCAGGCCCAACAUAAUGUGGCAUCUAAUAAAGGUGCACCAAGUGUAAAUGGCCCAGUUGUACCAGCAAAUAUAUCUCGGCAGCCUAUGAUUAAACAAGUUAAUGGAGGUAAUUUUGGUCUGAUACAAAUAAUGAUUUUAUGUUUCCUUUAUUGAUUGAAAUAGCAAAUAUCAUUUACUCUAGCUGAAACAUUCAAAUUGAUAAAAAUUUCAUUCUAAAAUGUUGAAAUAAAAAAUUUACAUUUUCAUAGGCAAGUCUAACCACAAUAGCUAAGAAUGUAAACUUAUUUCCACCAUCACUUUUUUUAAAUAGAAAUCAUAAUGAAAGAAUGGAAAUUCAUUGAUAUAUUAAGAACAUUUUCUUUGCCAAUAAUCUUUUCAGAAGGUCAGAAUAGUAUUGAUUCCACCCCAGAGCGAGUCAAUCAAGCUGAUUUGAACUCAAAUGUCAUUCAAAAGACUCAAGAUCCACCUGUAUCUUCUUCAGCAAAUUCAGUAGUAGAAAAUCAACAAAUAGCACCAAACACAAUUGCCACCACUUCUCCUCUAACAGUUCUUCCUGGUGAUAGAAGAGUGGGUAGAGGCAUUGAAUCAGGUCCAGGUAUUUUAUUUUAUUUCUACCUGUAACAGCUUUUUGUUGUGCUGGACUUUUGGAGGCCUUUUCGAUUGUGUCUUUCAAUACAACUUUCAAGUCUUGAUUUAGAAUCUAUUUUAGAGUUAGCAUUAUGACAUACCUGAUUAACACAGGAUCCCAGCUGCAGACCUGUUUACCGCUACGCUUUUGCCAUAGUAACUAAGUUUUUAAGACGAAGGCACUGAACGAAUCUUUAAAAAUUAGUUUCUGGAGUUAUUUCCAUUUGUUUAGUUUAUUUUAUUUUAUAUAAAAAAUUAGGGUGUUUUGAGUAAAAAGUUGCUGCAUAUUUUUGUUACUGUAAGCAAUCGAAUAAGAACGAAGUGAUUAACCUUUGCGAUCUCAAUCAACCGACCAGAAUAUUUUUCUGUUAGAUGGGGCAUUAAUUGUUAAUACUUUAAAAACUGCCAAUGUAUUGUCUAUUGCUUAGUGAUAGGAUUUGGCCUCAAUGCUGUAGUAAAGGGGUCUGCAAACUGGCCUGGCAACUGAUAUUAAGCAGCCCUCUAAAACAUUAAGAAAUAAUAAAAUACUUUGUUUUUAAGUAAUAUUGUUCAAUUUUACAGAAUUUCAUGUAACAUUAAGAUUGUUUUAACAUUUUUGGAUCGAAUUUCUUUCAAAUUUUCUAUUUCUUAAAAAAGUCCUUGACUUUUGUCAAGUAAUGCUGAAAUGCGAAUUUGCUGAUUUUAAUAUAGAGAAAUGUUUAUCGAUAUGUAAAAAUUGGACAUAACAGCCCCCCAAUAGCUUAACAAUUGUCAAUGUGGUCCUCCACACAAAAAGUUUGCCCACCCCCGCUGUUGUGCCUGCACUUUCCAAGUUUGGGAUGUUUUUGUAUUUAAAAAGAAAAUUGAAGUUUCAUACCCUACUGCCUUUAAAGUUUGUUUUUCUGUUCAGAUCACCUUUAUCAACAUAUUUAAGGGUAUGUGCCAUCAAUUUCAUACAUACACAAGGGGGGGGGGGGCUGUCAAUUUUGGAAGUUUUAUGUUGAAAGGGGGGGGGGGCUGGCAGAAAGUAUGUACUUUAAAAAAAUUCUGCAGUAAUCAUCCUGAAAUUUUGACAGCCCAUAAAUAGCUAAUUUAUAUCUCGAAUGCUGUAACAAUAUCAGCAAUGUUUUUUAGGAAUUAUGGCCAUAAUGUUGCCUUGUGUUUUCACAAAUGAGCUUGUUAAAAUAGUACUCAGUAGUACUAAGUAGCAGUAUCUCUUAUAUAGAAUUUGCUUCUGGUGUGGCUGCUUCUUUUUCACAAAUGGCCCUCCCCCUACUAAACCCAGAGGGACAGGGCAUAUACUAUGGGAACCCCUGUGAUGUAACAAUUAUCUAUAAAUUAUUUUAUUUAUUUAUUUUUUUUGGGGAGGGGGGUGUUGAAAGCUUCUUGUAAGUAUGCAUGGGGGGUGUCAAAAAUUUUUCGUGCAACAGGGAGUGGGGGUAGAAAAUAUCACUUUAAAUGGAUGACCCCCUCAGUCAAGUGUACAAUUAUUUUCUUAAAGUCAUGUAGUUUUUCUAGCCUUUAAUUGUUAAAUAGGCAUUUUAGAUAGAAGAUUAUUAUGUCAACUAUGUCCAAUGACUAAAAAUAAAAUGGUCCAUCUAUUGUCUGCUAUUGACUGACUUUUCACAAAGCUUAGCCUACUUUUUUUUUCGGCUUUACUGUAAGCCUAAUGAUAGUUAAAAUACUAACUCGAAUAAUAGUAAUAAUCGAAGGUUACAUUAUGAGUCAUACCCAUGCUUAUGAUCAAAGUAGAGGAAUUGUUUUCAAAUUUAAUAUAUGAUAUGCGGAUUGUUACUCACUGACUUGUAUUGGGAGAAAUUAAUCUCCUAUUUUAAUUUUAAUUGGCUCGUUGUAAGCAGUGCCUAACAAAGGACGAUACCAUAUAAUCAACAAUAUUAAAGAUACGACCCAAAACAGUUUCUAGUUACAAUUAAUUAAGAUUUAUUACGUCUUAAGAUAAUUACAAAAUAAAAUAAAAUAAAAUUACAAUCUUCAACUUACAGUAUGGUAGAUCUCGUACCGGUACACAGUUAAUACAAUUAGAAAUAAUGAUGCCAAUAAAUAAUGCGAAAUAAACAGUAUGGUAGAUCUCGUACCGGUACACAGUUAAUACAAUUAGAAAUAAUGAUGCCAAUAAAUAAUGCGAAAUAAACACAUAUAAGUAGGAGCACACAAAUACACAAAGAAUAAAACACGCCUCGUAUGUUAAGAGAAUCUAUAUGAAAAUCUCCGUCCCUCGUCCGUGUCUGUCAAUCCCUUAUAUAGGUGUAGAGUAAGACGCUUCCAGAAGGGCUUAUGACGUGUUGUUUACAUAUCUCGGGUUAAGGAGUACAUUCCAGAAAGUACCCGGAAACAUUAUACCCAAUGCGUAAUUGGAAGCCGAUUGUAAACAAGAUACUUCAAAGGCCUAAGCCACACCCCUUUGUGAACACAGCGUCUCAUGCGGGGUCAAUCAGAGGGCACGCACGAGAAAUAUUAUGUAAACAAGCUCUCUAUAACAGGAUACACAACAGCAGUACUUUGUUAACUUAGUAUUUUGAUUGUAAAACGCCCCCCCCACCCUCCCAAUUCUCCCCCUGGUAAUAGACUAAAGUACCCUUUAGAGCUUGAAACUACUUUUUUGAGAGCUGAAAACUACUCUGGCACUAACCUAUGGGUAAACAGGUCUGCAGCUGUUCACAUUUUGGUAUAGAUUUGAUUAUCCCAAAAUGUGAAGACAUUUUGGGAAAGGAACUAAAUGUUUUUUUAAAAUGUGUAUGUAGACAACUGAUGCCUAUAAAAUCAAGACAUUUUUUUAAAAAUUUUCUCCAACAGAAGAAAGACAAAAAAUUUCACGCAAUUUACAGGACUUUCAAGAAAAAUUUGUUCUGGUAAGAUUUCUCAUAUCGGCCAUAAAUACCUAAUAUUUAUUUAUUUUUUUCUUCUAACUCCACAUUGUCAUCUUUUAUUAAUUGAUUCAAUAGAUGAGUUUUUCUUUCAUAAUUCAAGAAUCUGUCAUAUAUUUAAUGAUUGAUGUGAAAAGAAAUGUUUUAGUUUUUUAAUCUAAUAAAUAAAUGAUGUUUUGGUUCUGCAUUUAAAAUAUUUAUGCCAUGUUGUUUAGGGGCCUCAGGAUACAUCUAGACAAGAAGACACAAUUGAUGAAGCCUCAUUAGCUUCAACACAAGGGACAAGUGUAGUCUCACCACCUGUUGCUCUACCACCUGAAAUAGUUACCUCAAUUAUAGAAACAACAGAUGUCUCCACAUCUUCCAAGACUGCUGAAAAAAUGGAAGAUGAGGAAACACCAGUCAGGUAGGCUUCAUAUAGUUUACUUAACAUAUGUUAAAUUCCUGUCUUUGAUUACUGAAACAGACCUGUUUAGUCUUAUGAUUUUGGUAUACAAUGUACCAUCUUGAGAUGUCUUUUACGAUUGUACACCAAGACCUGUCAGUGUCACGAAUAAGCUCGUGUGACUCUGUUGUCUUGGGGUAUGAUAAUUUACCAAUACACUGUCACUGUACACUAGUACACAAGAGUACAUAAACACUGGAAUCAAAUAAGUGGUUAUUAAUAAUGAGCUUUAUUAUAUUAUCUGCAACAAUUUAAUCUAACUAAUCUCCCAUAAGUACUCUGGGUUCUGCUAACAAGUUUAGCCAAAGAAUCACAGAUACUACUUGGAUAACAUUAUUAUUCACUACUACUACUACAGUUACUAUUACUAACAACACCAACUAACAAUAACGCUGAUACGUGCCAUACUUAUAGUUCGCCUGGCACAAAACAGAUGCUCACGGAUUCUAACACCUUGAAAGUCAGGACUCUGACUUUUAAGAGACUGGGUUACCAUUCCUGUUGCUUUUCUGAUUAAAAAAAAUUUGAAAAAAAUUGGUAGUGAAUACAAUUGGUUGGAGACCAUCAAUAAUUACUGUUUGCCCUGAGAGGGGAAUGGAGUUGUGUUGAUUUUGGAGAUUUGGGAUUAUUUGUAUAGGUGUUUGUGUGGGGGGUCUAAUUAUUUCAGUCUAUAAAAUUAACACACCUACAUUUUCGUAAUGAUAGUGGUGAUGGUCAUAAUGUUGAUUCAUGUUUUGAUAAUAAACUCACUAGACAUGGCAACAGUAAUAAUAGCAUUGUUGCUCUAGUGACAAUCUAAUCCAUCCUGGGCCAUACAUAUAGUUUGUACGCACUGAGGGGGGAUUUAGAUUUUUUUUAGAUUUUGUGUACAUUGUACGUAAGGCGAGGUGGGGGUGUGUGUCUCGGCAGAAAGUACAAACGUUAUUAAAAAAUGCUACAAUAUUCAUCCUGAAACUCUAUAAGUAAUAAAAGUAGCAGAUUUAUAGCUCAAAUGCUGUAAAUUUAUCUCGCAUUGUUAUGUAGAAAUUAUUGUCAAAAUGUUGUCAUGUAUUUUCACAAAUGAACUGGCUAGAUAUACUCGGAUGGUACGAUACUAAAUAGUAGAGGUAUUACAGUAAUAUUUAGUUCACAGAAUAUUUUGUUACGCUACGCCAGUGGCUCUAAAAUUUACGUUUCCUGGCAAAUAAAGGUUUCCACCAGGCUCCUUGUGUUAAAUUCUAACAAGUACACUUGGAAAUAACAAAUACAUAUACAAAAUAAAAUCAAGGGUUGGGUAAAUAUAUAUUUAACAUGUGUGUAGGUCACUAAAUAAAAUGAGUAAAACAGAGUAUGGUUAAACCUGAAAAAUUAAACUCAACAAAACAGCGAACGUGUCGGCAGAAAGCCUUCGUCAGCGAACAAAACAACAGAAAAAACGUUAUAAAAAUAAGAAAUAGCACUUAGCUGGUAAGUAGUAUCUGUGGGCAGCAAUAGAAGUGUGGCAGAAGGAAACUGAGUGAGAGUUUAAAUAAGCAGCGGCGAAAAAAGGGGGGAGAAAAAAGUUCACUGUGAUAGGUCAGAACGUGGAGGGGCGGAGCUAGGGUCAAGCUGUGAACAGAAGCGAACGUGUCGGCAGAAAGCCUUCGUCAGCGAACAAAACAACAGAAAAAACGUUAUAAAAAUAAGAAAUAGCACUUAGCUGGUAAGUAGUAUCUGUGGGCAGCAAUAGAAGUGUGGCAGAAGGAAACUGAGUGAGAGUUUAAAUAAGCAGCGGCGAAAAAAGGGGGGAGAAAAAAGUUCACUGUGAUAGGUCAGAACGUGGAGGGGCGGAGCUAGGGUCAAGCUGUGAACAGAGACAUAACAUUAAUCCCAUCUGGCGUCAAGGUGCCGUAAGUCAGGAUAAGUCUGUGUUCCAAAUUGACCCGGCUGGCGGUGUUAGUGCUGGCCACAAUCGCACUUAUUGAAAAGUCCGCCUUGCCCCGGUGGUCGCUACUAUUGAAGUGUUUGGAGACGGGACACUGUUUAUCUUGUGUAAGGUCACUAAGCGCCAUCUAGUAAAUGCAGUUACUCAAGUGGGAUACUGUUUAAACCACAACACUAGAUGUUACAUUGGAUUAAAAGUGGAAAUAAAAUUAUGAAAAUAUUUUAAUAUUCCACAACGCCUCUGCGAGCAAACUGCAGCAAACCCAUAUAUUUAAAAAAAAGAAGGGGGGGAUGCGGCGUCAAAAAAUGUAUUGGGGAGGGGGCAAAUUUUUUUAUUUUUUUUUGCGUAUAUGCCAUAUAGAUUGGCCUUCACAUUUGUUUGCUUCGGCCCUGCAUGAUGCAAUUUUGUGACAAUUAUUUCUUAUGGUUGAGCCAGGAUAAGUGUAGAAACUGAGAAAACUAGAGAAUGCAUUUUUCAACUGUUCCGCGAGCAACAUGAGCCAAAAUGAUCAACACAUUGAUUGUGAGCUCUCAAAAUAUAGAAGAACAUUAGAUUUCGACAUUUUUGUUUAGGAUCUCUGAGAGGGCCCUUGAAAUCCUUUUUUUAGAACGCACAAACAGCUGUAAGAUUUUUAAUAGCCCCUCUGCCUUUCAACUGUUUACAGGGUGUGGUAGUUACCAUACUAUAUAUCAUCUACUUUUAGAAGCUGCCUUUUUUGAUGUCAGCUGAACUUGAUCCAGCUAGACACGCCAUGCGAACAGUCAUUGUAUACAUUAAAUAUACUGUUUGUUAAUUUAUUUACUAUUAAGAUACUGUACCUUGAGAUGAUAUUGUACGAUUUUAGUAGUUUGAGGGUAAACGACUCUGCUGAAAUACAAAAUUAUGCUGAAAUACAAAAUUAAUCAUAACAUUAAGUAAUUUUAAGUUAUUGUUCAGUUUAUUAACACUUUUAAACUAGAAUUGGAAUGUCAAAAUAUGGUUCUUUCACUGUUAAAAGCCUAGUAAAAUGAGUUAUAAACAUUUUUUCUACUUCACAGUAAAUCAAAGUUAAAUCCCAAUGCAAAGGAGUUCCGACCUGUGAGUUGUUGUCAGAUAUUGUUUUCCUUCCUAUUUUAAAGUAUUUUGAAAUUCAUUUAUUAGUACAUUUUUGCAAACGGUUACUUAAGAGAAAAAAAUAAUUUACAUCUCUACUGAUUUUUUUGUAUUUAUCAGUUAAGCUUUUUACAUUGGCUGGUCACAGUAUUUCAUUGCUGAAUUGGACGUGCAGCAGCUUCUUAUUUAUUUAAGAUGUUUUCAUUUACCAUAUUUACUGGUAUUUAGGACACACUUUUUUCCCCUAAAAAAUAAGCCUAAAAUAUGGGGUGCGUAUUAUGCGUCGGUAUCGUGUAGAAUUUUUUUUUCUUCUUAAAAAAAGUGGAUUCUUCUUAUAUGCGGCUACCUCCUAUUUUCCUUUUUUGAAAUUGUAAACAGAAGUUGUCUUUUUUGAUAAAGAUUAGCGAUUUCAAAGAUAAAAAUGAUCAUUUGAAAUAAUUUUACUUAUCUGUCUCGAUUGAAAUUUAUUUAAGGAAACUUAGUUUAUUAAUUUUUAAAAAAAUUAAUAUUCGCCUUAGGUUUUCUGACUUCCUUAAACAAAGAAAAGUAACUCCGAUUUUAUAAGCAGUACUUAAAAGUACCAAAAAAAUUAUUAAUAAUUAACCAAGACAGUUGUACCUAGAAAUGGCUAACGAUUUAGAAAAAUUUAACUAAAUGGCACAAAAGUUAAGAGCAAUGAGAGAAAGUAACAUUUUUGCACUUGUGAAAACCAUUUAAAUAUUUAAAAAAAAACAAGAUUAAAAAUAAUGUUUUAAAAUAAAUAGACAUGACCACUUGGUCAUGAGAAUGUGUUUGGGGGGUAGGGGGGUAAUUUUGUUGCCAUGAGAGGGGUUGCUUGCGGGGCAUUCUGUCUUAUUCUGUGAGAAUUGUUUUUCUUUAUAUUGGUAUUUGUUUUCAUUUUUUUUAAAGUACAUUAUAAUAUAUGGAACAAGGAAGAGAGGAUAUGACAUGGAAAAAUAGUAUGUAAAUACUUAGCUGAUUUUUAAGUUUAGUUUUUGAUUUUUUUUUCCAUGUGAAAAUGAUGCUAUUACAUACAUUAAUUUUAAAAAUCUUUUGUAUAAUUAAAAAAUUUGUAACAGAAAGCUCAGAGCUCUACACCAAUUACAACACCAGUUGAAUUGCAGUCCCCAUCUCCUCAGCCAAGAACAACACCACCCCAAAUGGUUCAAUACCCUAUGUAUCCUGUGUUUAUACCUAAUGCUGCUCAGCAGAGAAAAAGAGGUGAAUUUCAUCACAUUUUUUACUUAUUUCUGUGCAUAUGAAUUUAGCAUGUUAUGUAAUGCAAUAUUGUAAAUAAUAUUUACUUCUUCGGGAUCUUAUACAUUACAUUGCAUAUCAGUUAUAAAUUGUAAGCUUGCCAAUUGAAUGCAGUGUCUUACUGUUACAGCCACUGUUUCACUCAAUACAGCUGGUGUCCCUGAGCUAACUGCCCAUCAUGUAACUGGUCAGCCCUUGUUGGCCACUCACACUCAACCUCACGCAGUCAUGUACAUGGCUCAACCAGGCCAGACAUUGCCACCUGGCUAUUCAGUAAGUAUUGGGUGUAAAUUGUGAUUAAUUCUGCUAUUAAUUCUGGGGCAGAGCUGGAAUAGUUUGUAUGGUCAUUAACUAAUUUUAGCAAUAGUAAAAAAAAUAAUUUUUUAAAGUUAAAUGAAUAGACUAAAACGUGCCCUUGAAAUAUUUGGACUAGAAAUAAAAAAAUAUCUUUGUCUGAAUAAAACCCUGAAAAUUGUAAUUUUCUCGCCAUAAUUUAAAAUCAAUAAAUCAGUAGUUGCAAAGGGUUAACAAAGAACACCAAAGCACAGUUCAUUGACAUAGGUCUAUUUAUUACAUUACAUAAAAAACUUAAUAUAUUACAAAUUUGUAACCCUGAUUUACAGGAUUGUUUUUAGUUAACUCAUUUGCUUAAGAGGUAUUGCAAAAACUAUAUCCUAUGUAUAUGUAUGUUGUUUGAGAUUCUUUAUAACUUUUUUGGGACUGUUGUUAUUAUUGUAAUAAUGUCAUGUUCAGUUUUUUUUUAAAUGCAUAUUUUGCUGUUUGUAAUGAAUGAUAUUUUUCAUAAGCAGUUUUACCCACAAAUGAUGCCCAGAAUGUUAGGUCCCAAUCCAAUAGCAAUAGCCCAAGGGGGGCAACAUGGAGGACUUGAACAAGCUCAACAACAGGUCCAACCACAGCCUGUGUUUAGUGAGUACAGUUUUUUAAUUUUUUUUUUAAAACUUUCUAAAUUAGAAUCAUUUGAUUGAACAUGUCAUAAAGUUAAUUCCUGUGAAUUCAAAAUUUAAUUAUUUUUAUUUUUCAGAAUUUACAGCACAAUGAACUUAUAUCUAAAAAUAUUUGAAAAAGUUUUCCAUUUUUAUUUGAUUGAGAUAAACAUAAUAAUUUAUUUAAUUUUUAAAUUAUUUAUCACUUGUAUUUUUGCUUAUUGGAAAAAGAAAUUAUAGAAUAUUCCGGUAUAUAUAAAUAAAUUUUGUAACAAAUUCAUUUCAGAUUUUGAUAAUCUAUUAAGACCUUUAUGGCUUUAAAACUAAUUAUAAAAUUUUUAGUCUUGAGUUAGAUGUUUCAAAACAAAUUGGUUAUAUAAAUUUCUUUUAUUAACUAUGUUCCCUCUACAAUUAGUGACAGCCCAACAGCAGGGAGUGCACGCACCAAUGCCAGCUCAUCUUAAUCCACAUCCUCAACCAGCACAUGGUCAGGCUUUACCACUCCAGUCAACCAAUCAACAACCUCAGCCUACACAUGUUCCUAAUCCUGCACCUUCACCAGUUCAGCACCAGCAGCAUAGCUCCCAGCAGAUUCCACAGCCCCUUCCCCAUCACAUGUCCCAAGGACCACCACAGUCGGUGACCCCUCAGCCUGCACAUUAUACUCAAAUGAGCUAUAUCCAAAACAUGCCAAGAACUACCAUGUCUGGUCAGCCAGGUCUAACAGGGGGCCAUCCAACAGUCAGCAUUGGCUACCCAAUGGCACAAUACACACCUUAUCCAAAUGGCAAUCCAGCCCAGUACCCAUAUGCCCCUGUAGCACAGCCCCAAACUUCCCAAAAUUCCUCUCAUGGACAGGGUCCACAGCCACAAUAUGUAGUGAUGCCAACACCAAGUCCACAAGGGCACCCGCCUAUGCAGCAACACCCACAAACAUACCCAGCAAGUAUUCAGUUUCAGCCCCAGCACAAUAUUAUGCAAGGUAUGUCAACCAAACCUAUAGCACACCCUACAAACUAAAUAAAUGUUCUUUUUUUUUAUGGCAUAAAAUACCACACUCCUCCAUGCCAUCAAUGAAAAUCGUACAAACCUUUUUGAAAGAAUUUGUUGCACCAUUUAGUUUUUGGCAAAGUUUUUAAAGUAGCCUGCCAAUAAAUGUUAUCUUCUUUAAAAAAAAAAAAAAAAAAAAAAAAAAAAAAAAAAAAAAAGAUGCUAAAAAAGACGUGGGGGUAAAUGGUGAAAAAAAUGUAAUGUGUAUACAUUAUAUGAAGUAACUGAGUUAUAAAUAUAGCGUUUUUUUUUAAUUUUUGACAGGGCCGCCUCAGAUGCCCCCAAACCAUGGACCCAACCCUAAUCAAGGUGGCCACCAUAUAAUCCAUUCUGGCAUGCCUGGGCUUCAUCAGCAAGUAUCAGGAUCACAACCUAGCAUGUAUAUGCAGGCUGGUAAGUUUUAAGUUCACAUUUUUAAUAUGUGUUGAGUGUUAUUGUGUUGUUAACCACUUUUUUCUAAAAAAAAUUACCUACAAUUAAUUGCAAUGUGCAUUUUUUAAACAACAGUUGCUGAUUAAUUAACGAAUGUGAUUAAAGUCUGAUUAAUUAAUACAAGUUUAGUAUGCAUAGUCAGCAAUUUGUAACUGUAGUGACACUUGUACUUCAUAUGGUGAAAUAAAGAUGUGUUUCAAGGUGUUUGAUAGCAUUGUUUUACUUCAUAAAUUGUCUGGUAUGAAUUUUUUCUGAGGUUAAUAUUUAUACAAGAAAUAAACAAGCACACUUUUUUAGUAAAUAUGACAACAAAAACAAGUUGAAAGUAUUUAUUUUAGUUUUGGAUGACUUGAGGUCAAAGUUGAAAGUCUGCUGUUUUGUUAUAUCCCCCUAACCUGUGCCUUCUGAGACACACACAUCCCUCAUUACUGCAGCAUUAUCUCUCUCUCUCUCUGCCCCAUAGCCCCUCAGUACUACAUGUCUAGAGAAGGCUCAAGGAGGUGACCACUGUCACAGUUGUUGUUUAUUCUUUAUUGUUAAUAUUAUUUUUGUUGAUUCCAUUCUUGAUAAACUAGCAAAUAAAUAAAUAAUACUUUAUCUUGAUGCCAAUUUUUUUUUUUUAAAUAGAUGCACAAGUUAAGAAAAUUUAAUGUAGCAUUAAUAUAAUUCUUAAAAUCAUCUCCUAUUUGAAUAUAUUUUAUGCUGAUGUUUGGGUAAAUAGUGUGUAAAAAAAAAAAAAGGUGCCAGAACUCUUAUGUUCAUUAAGAAAAUUUAAUGUAGCAUUAAUAUAAUUCUUAAAAUCAUCUCCUAUUUGAAUAUAUUUUAUGCUGAUGUUUGGGUAAAUAGUGUGUAAAAAAAAAAAAAAGGUGCCAGAACUCUUAUGUUCUUUUUAAAAACUAUACAUUUACUUAACUGAAAUUAAAUUUUGCCGAACAUAGGUGCCAAAAAACACCAUGAGUGUGACCCCCAAAAAAUACUGGUUUUAUGUAUUGAAAUAUAUUAUAUAAAUUUAAAAUUAAUAAAUUUAAGGUUAAGUAUAGUAAUGAUGCUUUAUAAAAUAAGUUAAUUCAUGAUUGUUUUCAUUAUGAAUAUUCUUUUCCUUGUUCUGGUUUCAACAUUUUGUAUGGUUUAUUUUUAGUUUUGGAUUUCCUUAUGUUAAAUUAUUAUUUCUUUAAAAAAAAAUAUUUUUUUUACACAAUUUACUUAUUGAAUAAACCUUCUUUUAAACAAACUUCCAACAAUCUAAAUCAUAAUGAAAUAAGAAAGAUUAGCUAAACAUGGUUUAGGUAACAUUAAGCAUUCCAAUUUUGUUUGUUCUUUGUGGACUUUUUGAAUAUUUCUUGUAGGUUGUGCAUUUUAGUCUUUAGCAAAAUAUUUUAUAUAGCCCUUGGAAUAUAUAUUUUGUAUUUGAAACACUAUAAUAUAUAUAAAUUUUUCCAAAAUGUUAUAUAAAUAUUCAUCUUUUAUUUUUCCAGCAACGUUACAACAGUUUCAGCACCAACAAUAAUGUUUACUUGGCCUUAGUUAAGCACGGUAAGAAACUUGUCUGGUAUUCUACUACAAUUGAAUGAUGUACAAAAUGUGUUAAUUAUCCGUAUUUACCUGAUACUGCCCACAAAUUCUCAUCACUUUCUUCCUUACAUGUGUUAUCAAAUAUUGUUGUCAGAUUUGAACGAAUUUUUUAUAUUUUGCACCGAUUAAUGAGUAUUUUGUCAGAGUUCCCACCAUGAUAGCCAUUUUGAAAUUCAAGAUAUUCAUGUCAUAAGUUACUUUGGAAUGUCAUACAUUGGCAAAAGGUGUUAGAUCAGCUUUUAAUUUGAUGCUUUACCAUUUGCAGCUCCCGUCAUUUAAUAAUAUUAUGAUAAUAAAAUUGAUAUAUUAAGAUUUCAAGGAAUUAUUUUAUAUUUCCUUUCAGCAUAUAGUUAAUAACUGCAUGUUCAUGAAAAGUAUUAGGUCUAAUUUGCUUUCAGCUCAUUAAAGUAUUUACAGAAUUGUUAUUGACACUGAUAGCCAAAUAGAUUAAAUAUGUUCACUCCAGUAGUCCUCUCUUUUAUUGCUGUAGUAUCACACUGACGAAGAUCAACAACAUAUUUGUUCAUUGUAUUUUUGUUGAAAAUCUUUUCAGAAUGCGUGUACAUGUGGAGAGAUGAAAUCAAGCUCACACUGAUUUAUAUGUGUUUGUUAUCUGAAUGGAUGUGUGCAAUUUUUGUCCUGUACUUCCCAAUGACUACUUCACAUGGUGCUUCAUUUGUGUCAUUCAAACAUGAAUCCAGCUCAAGAGGUGUUUGUAUUUGACUACACUGAAGAUGAAAUGAACACAAUAUCAGAAAACUCAUGUGGUUUGGCUGUAAAUGGUGCACCUGUUACUGGAAACUUUUAGGGGAAUCUUACAGACAGAGGCAGAUGCUCUUGUAACUUUAAACACUCACUUCACCCAACACUUGGCUGGUGUUUGACUACUGUCAGCACACAACAGAGCACUGACAGUUUGUACUUUCCCUCUUUUUUUAAUGUUAUGUUAUUAUGCAACUGGUGACCAUUUUUAAACACAGAGUAAAGUUUGAUAUGUUUGUAAUACCUGGACACCCUUAUGUUUUGUGUAGAAAUUAAAGCUCGGAUUCCCCGUAAUGGAUUCGCUGGAUUUAAUGACAACUUGGACUGAACUCGCAAACCUUCCACUAUUCAGUCUUUGCAGAGAUGGUGUAGCAAGAUAAAAACACAAAGCUUUUUAAAGCAUUGUUUUGAAUGGAGCAAUGCAAUAAAGACUGGAGCAUAUGGACAAGUUAUAGACAUAAUAAACUUGUCGGUCUCAUAAGAUUGGUUGUAAACAGGUUUUUUGUUAUGGACCCAUUGGAAACUCGGAAGUUCUCAUAAAUAAUGCAUUUAUUGGAGAUGGCAGAUGAAUUUUUCCAGUCAUUUUAGUCUGAGGAUUUUCCACAAUUAAAGACUGAAAGCUCUGGCAUCCAGUGAGGACAAGUUUGUAAUGUGGUUUAUAUCCUUAGCUAAAAACAACAGUUAAUUUAAGUUUCCCCUAGGGGGAAAAAGGUGUGCUCAGUUUUAAUAGAAUGUUAUAAUUUUAGAAAGUUUGGGUCAAUGUUGUUGUGGUUUCAUGAGGUCCAUGUUAUCCAGCGAUGCUUAAUCUCUUACCCUCAAGCUUGUUCGAUUCAGCUUAAGGUCAUCGAGUCCAAAUUCACAGUUAAGUUAUUUUUGGAAUGAAACUGAACAGCAUAAAAUGCUGUGUGUGAUGACAUUGUUUGUCCAUGUUAUUUUUAUUAAUUGAGAUGUGCAUUUGUAGGAGAAACAAGGAUAGCUUCAGCCAACCACUUGAUGGAUCUGUUGUUUUUUUUUUUUUUAAUGGCUGACUUUUGUUCUUCUACUAAAUCAAGCACUGGAUUCAUUCCCUUGGCUGCCUGGGUUAGUUUACAGCAGACAUUUUUACCUAAUGCUUUAGCCACUCCCAGGAUGUAUUCUUUUAAUGUGAAAGUCAUUGCUGUAUUUACAGAUUUUGAACUAUGAUUGUAUGCAGUAUGUUAUCUGAGGCCCUAGAAGAGUUGAAGUGAAUUCUAGUGCCAGUGUGAAUACAAACUCACUUAAAUGAGUGGAUGAAGUUUGUCAUGAGAGAAGAAACAAUCUUUUGAAAUGCCAUUUGAUUGAUUUGUAAAUAAUUUAAUGAUAUGAAGAAAAAUAUAUAUGCAAAUGUGUGACUGGAUCAGCUGCUUGGUGGUUGUGUAUGUCAAGCUUGAUAUCUGAGGUAUAACUGGUCAAUGCUGAAACUUUUUUUUAAUGGAGUAUUUCAUAAUGUGGCCUUACUUGACUUGUGUUUUUGGCUGCAAAAAAAAAAUAAAAAAUUCAUAAAUCAUUAGUGGUUCCCCUCACAAUGUGAAUAAUUUGUUUGGACAGCCAACAUUUUUUUUUUAAUUGUCAAAAUUACACUGAUGUUAUCACUGGAAAGUGUGAAUGAGAAAGUAGAGAGAUUUUUGUGUAGAUGAUGAGGCCCAACUGUUGACCUAAAAUGUGUGUCUGAUCAGGUGGGAGGUGCAGUGCCACAUUUGUAUACAUGGAUCCAUUUAUGUAUCAUAAAGCAGAGAAUAGGGAGAUUUUAAAGACUCAUACACUGUGAUGGUACCCUUAGAAAAAUAAGAGAUUUCUUUAUACACUGUGAUGUGUCUAUAAACUCCAUGGUUUACUUGUGUACAUGUGUUCAUAUGCAUGGUGUAAACUUAUGUGUGUACUUUGUGCUGGUAUUGAGAGCAAUUCAGCACAUGCAUAUCAUGAUAGAAAUAUGAGCUACUUAAAUUAUAUGAGGACUUGACUUAGCAAUUAGACUUGAUUUUUAGUUUGCAGUGAUUUAUAUGUUUAGCUACAAUACCAAAUUUUGUAGCAAAAAAAAAAUUACCUGUGAUGGAUGCAGUAACUGUAUCCAGUAUAGCUUUGAUAAUGUCGGCGUUCAUUAGAAGAACUCUAACUUGAAAUCGGACAGCUACAGCCUCUCUCUUGAGGCCAUGAGCUCAAAUAUUUUUGUGAACUUGAUUGAAAGGAAGCUACUUUUUCCUGUAUGUAAUUUUAUUUCCAUUCAAAGAAAUUAUGCUUCAUUAAUUGUACCCAAAGCAAGUCAAAAGUUUUAGUGCAAUGUGGAUGCCAAUCGAUUCUUUAUUCACUGCAUAAGGAGGCAAUAAUAAUGUAUUGCUCUCCUCGACUGAGCCAUGGCUCAUUUGGGUGAAUUUCAUUGACGGACUUUGGGAUAUUUACCUUUGAAAUGAGAAGCUUUGUCCCCAUAAGUUGUGCUCUGGAGGAUUUAAAGUUCACAUUAAUUACUACAGAUGCAUUUCUUAAGAAAAUAUUGAUGUAUCUGAACUUAGAUUUUGUCAAGGUGACAUUUUUACCAUUGAAUGGUUAAACCAGAUUAAUUUUGAUUGUGAUGGCCUGAGCCAGGCAAUAACAACUGUUCCUCUGGCUAUUUUUGUAUCAUUUUCUCAGUGUGUCUUCUUGUGUUUAUAUGAGAUCUAUAUGUGAUUGAUUACAUAUUUAAAGCAGUCAAAUGGCAAUGACUGGAAAUAUUUUAUGGCAGAUUUGUGAAAGAUUUUGGAUCUUAAAAAUGGAACUGUUUGCAGUUGGGCAUGAACUAAUUAUGUCUUUGUAUAGAUGAGAGUUGUGCAUGUGCAGAAGUGAACAAUUUAUCUCAAUGGAAGUAUUAUACAGAUACGAUUAUGUUCCAUUAGCAAUAUUGACAGUCCAGUGGGUAGCCCAUAUCAAAGUUUAUAAAACAUUAUCCAUAUUGUUUGUACACAAAAAAUUAUCUCUACCAUCACCUUUAUUUUCUAUUGUUUUUUUAGGUCUGUUGAAAAAAGUAUUGAUGAUUAUUCUACUUGUCCCCCUACCCCUUUUAUUUUCAAAUGGCUACCAAAAUUUUAUAUAAUAAAAACUGUCAUAAAAUUGUCUUUUACUUUAAUGAGAAUCUAACAAGAGAAUACUUCUUGUCUAUUGUUUUUCUUUUUUUCUCUCAGAUUUUGAAUAGGUUUCUUCCUUUUGACCUCUGCACAAUGCAUGAGGAGCAGUAAGCGAAUUGUGAUACCAGUUAUUUAUGAAUGCAGAUUAGAUAUUUUAUGAAUGAUGAUUUGUGUCCAUUUCUCAGUCCAUCUCUCAUCUUCCUUCUCAGACCAAAUCUUCCUCACUUAUUAACACCCCAAAAAAAACCAACCUUUUUCUUUUCAACCUGAAAUGUGUUUUUAAAAACUAUUUCUGUUUUGAAAGUCAAUCAACAUUUUCUUCCCGGAGCCAUUUGUUACUAAUGCAGUCCUUAAGCUUCAUUUUGUUUAUUUACUGCUGAUACAUGGGACAUGUCAGGUUGAAAAGUUCAUUCCUUUGUGAGGUAAAAAGGGGUUUUAUGUACUAUACAAAUGUAAAACUAACCCCUUACUGCCCACCAAGGACAAGUUGUGUAAGUUGUUUUAUUACUGGUUGUUGAUAUGAUGACAUUUUUCUUGACUUGUUAGUGUGUAACAGCCCUACAUAAUACAACUGUUGAUUUAUGAAUGGCCCGGGCAAUUGUUGUAAAUGCCAACAUCAUCAAACAUCCCCUAACAUGAUGAUCAUCUUAACCUUAGUUCAGAAUUACAUUAGAAUGUAUUAAGAUUUGAGGUUGGAACAGUUCAGGAUUUUUAAUAAGUAUAUGUACAUCAGAUGCAAAAUUAUUUUUCUCCUAUUUACAUCUGCUAAUGAAAAAUGGUAUUCAACUAGAUAGCUUAUUUUUUUUAAAUUCACUGAUGUGAUAAUGAAUGCAGCAGUCCUUUUUGUGUUAGUGCCCCGGCCAAACCAUGAAAUCCAUGCGAUUUAUUAACAGUUAACUACAGCUUUUAUUUUGCCAUGUAUCAUUUGCUUGAUAAAUAUAAGGUUACCGUCCUGACUUGACUUGGCAAAUAAGUUGUUUCAUUUCAUUCUACUAUUUGGUUAGUGCAUUAUGUAAUAAGUUAGGUCAUUUGCCAAGUGUGAAACCGAGCUGAAAGUUAGUUCUGUAGGAAAAUAUAUUUUAAAAUUCUUGUUAUUAAAGAAACUGCACCCCCUUCCAAUUCCAAAAGGUGGAUCAAAGAGGAAUUUAAAUUGUUCUUCUAUUUCCCAUUCCAAUUGAACUACUGUAAAUUUUAUUUUAAAAGACUACAUUAAUAUAAAUAUUGGAUACAAAUGGGACAAUUCUUAACCCUUGGACACCACGGUAAAUAACUUCCUAUACAAUAUUCAAUGUGGUCAAUGAAGGGUUGCCAGUUUAUUUCCAGAUAUUUCCUGCAGAUCCCUUUUUUUCUUCUUUUUUUUUUUAAAAAAGGCCAGUUUUUGAAAUUGAAAAGCUUACAUUGCUCAGUGGCCGCCCCUAUCCAAAUAGAACUCAGCAGUAGGAGACCAAUGCUGGUCAGUUCUGGGUGGUCUGAUGUGCAUAUACUAUACUGUACUUAGUUUGGAUAUGGCUGAAAAUCUGCUAUUGUAACUCUUUAGAUUUAAGAUUAGACCCAAAUUAGGGAGUGAAAACGAGUCUUAUUUAAAAUAAAAAUAAAAAUCCCAUGCAUUAUCAGAG
This is a messenger RNA of Lymnaea stagnalis (great pond snail), 25292 nucleotides long. The record is from the annotation of a GenBank genome assembly. Lineage: Eukaryota; Metazoa; Mollusca; Gastropoda; Lymnaeidae.